Ochotona curzoniae (black-lipped pika) is the source of this 486-nucleotide messenger RNA. RefSeq names its product FXYD domain containing ion transport regulator 1 (gene FXYD1). Gene Ontology annotation, biological process: regulation of sodium ion transmembrane transporter activity; monoatomic ion transport. Gene Ontology annotation, cellular component: membrane. Gene Ontology annotation, molecular function: sodium channel regulator activity. Lineage: Eukaryota; Metazoa; Chordata; Mammalia; Lagomorpha; Ochotonidae. Bases 88 to 366 code for a protein of 92 amino acids. The transcript is spliced from 8 exons. The record is from RefSeq and is a predicted model, not a curated record.
UGCUUGGGGGGCCCCAGGGCACAGCGGCACAGUUUGGGGGGCCUCUCUCACUCUCUCUCGGCGGCGGGGGACAGCUUGACUGGGGACAUGGCGUCUCUUGGGCCUGCCUGGGUUCUCUGUGUGGGUCUCCUCGCCAUGGCCAGAGCAGAAGCGUCACAGGAACACGACCCGUUCACUUAUGACUACCAGUCUCUGCGGAUCGGAGGCCUCAUUAUCGCAGGGAUUCUCUUCAUCUUGGGCAUCCUCAUUAUCCUGAGCAAGAAGUGCCGGUGCAAGUUCAACCAGCAGCAGAGAACUGGGGAGCCCGAUGAAGAGGAGGGAACUUUCCGCAGCUCCAUUCGCCGUCUGUCCACUCGCAGGCGGUAGAGACACCUGGCGCCGUGGACCUCAGCCAGGAUUCCCCUGGAAUCUGACGCUUUCCAUCCGUCACCUGUGCCCACCGCCACCUCCACGGCCCCCUCCCCAGCCCUGCCCACCCCCCAACCC